Molecule: messenger RNA, 1718 nt
Organism: Punctularia strigosozonata HHB-11173 SS5
Lineage: Eukaryota; Fungi; Basidiomycota; Agaricomycetes; Corticiales; Punctulariaceae
Exons: 14
Source: RefSeq, a predicted model, not a curated record
AUGCGCUACGGGGGCGUCUCAGAGGCACCACCUCGUAGCAUCGUCGGGGACAACAACGCGCUUGGCGCAACGUUGACUAUUGGCCAAGAGAAGACAUUGGUUGAUUUGCUAGAGUCAUGGAGGCCAUCGCAAGAAAAGGUUGCCGAGGACGGUCAUGAUCGUGAUAUCGCGGACUCCAACGUGGCCACGUUCCAGCUCUUCAAUCGACGGGCGAAGUACAUUCGAGAGCAAUUAACGACCUUUUCCAACACCAUCAGCUCUAUCGCGCGAAGAGGUGCUAUUCUACACGCAGCAACGCACCUUUCAGAUCACCUGCAGGUCGUGCUGUUCCUGUUCAGAGAGAAUGCGGCGAGGUUAUUCCCUCACAAAAUCAAGAUGCGAGAGGAGAAGCGUGAAUAUUUCCACCUCAGGGCGACUCUGAAGUAUGACCAAACAGGAUUCACGUUGGAGGCCAUACCUGCACAGUUAGGGUUCCUGGCGGAAGCCAUCCUUGAGUUCCAUGACCGUCUCACGGAGAUUCCCGAACUCCGGGAGCCAGUCACGGAGGCGCGCUUGGUACUGUUUGAACAGGAUCUAGUGUAUUGGCAAGGGUAUUGCGAGACGUUGAAGGACCGCUUUCAAGAAUACGUCGUACACGUCUAUUUGAAUGAAUUGCUUGGAGAAAUGGAGGUUCAUCUUGAUAACCUGUCAACGAUGCUCACCAUACUGUGCAAUGUCACCUUGCCUCGUCUCGAUACUGCCAAGUGCGCACAGAAUGACUACCUGGUCGCCCUAACGGCUGUUGCUACUCUCUUUGCGAGCAUCGCAGCUACGACGCUUUCUCUCUCAUAUGCACAGCCUCGCACUCUGUUGUGGGACUUUGUGAACGCUUUCUGGUUUUCCUCCCUGGUUCUUAGCAUUGUCUCAGUGGUCAUUAGUCUGAUUGGUCUGGUAUGGAACGAGGACCUUUGUCUUUAUCCAGAGCAACGCUUUCCUCGUUGGAUAUCCUCCAGUUUGAGGCGGUUGCCGAUGUUCCUUCUCGUUGUCGCUGUGCUCGCAUUCUCAGCUGGACUCGUACUUUUUGGCUUCUCAUCUAAUCAGCACAUUGCGACGUCCAGCGUGACGCUAGGAUUUACCGGUGUUAGUGUCGCGAUUCUCUUAGCCCUAGUGAUCUGGUUCGCCAUCGAAGAUAACCGUUUCAAGGGUAACACGGAACGGGACGCGACACAUACACUGUUUGAUCGCCUCUUGGCGCUUAUCAACAUCUUUCGAGGCAUGCGAAGGGGAAGACGGGCACGUUACUUCCUUGGAAUGAGUCGUCGCAUUGGCGCUGCCAUGAACUUCGAAAAAGAUGGCACAAACCCGCCAAGUCAGAAUGUGAGUCAGCUUAGUCAGCCUGGUCACACUACCAUCGGUAUACGCGAGUGGAAGAAGCAUAGGGUUCAAUGGUUGUAUCUUUCCAUUUGCCGGGUCAUUGCUAUGACCGUACCGCCUCGUGAUGUCCCCUUCUUUACGGAUGAUCUCCUUCACGAAGAUCUCGAAGAGGUUGACAUCUACAUGGAAGAUGAGGCGUAUGACAGUGCAUCAGAAGACAUCCGCAGCAAUGCCUCCCAUAGCGUCAGGGAGAUUUACUCAGGUUUCAAGGGCAUCGUUACCCAUAAUAUCCCCCUACCGUAUGGUUCUGAAGCCCCUUCCGACAUUCAUUUCUCUUCCAAGGGCAGGUAUCUUGCAUCCUCGGG